AUGUUGCCUACCAUUAAACGUAACUACGAAAAAUACUGCGAUGACGAACUUCCAUCAAAAAAUGCAAUUUUAUUUAAAAAAUUAAAACAAGACAAUCACUACAUGAGUAAACCAGAAGUUAUAUCGAUCACUGAUUCAGAUGACGACCUUCCAUCAGAAGAUGAAAUUUUAUUCAACAAAUUAAACCACAAUGUGAGAACACAAGAAGUUAUAUCGAUCACUGAUUCAGAUGACGACCUUCCAUCAGAAGAUGAAAUUUUAUUCAAAAAAAUAAACCAAGGCAAUCACUACGUGGGAAUACCAGAAGUUAUAUCGAUCACUGAUUCAGAUGACGAACUGUCUACCACGGCUGCAAAUAAUAAUAAUAAUGAUUUUAUGUAUAUCAUUAACAAUGAUCAUUCACUCAGAAUCAGUAAAAAUGAAAUACGAGGCAAGUUAAAACGAUUGGUGAGAAGACUCAAAACCAAGAAGGUUAUCAAACACAUCACCGAUAUAUGUGAAUAUAAAGAAAAAUACAAAUAUUACAAUGAUUUCAAAUCUCUAUCAAAAUGGCAACUCAAUAAUGUGUUCGCCAGAGUACAACGAAUCAAUCAUUUAGUUCCUGGAUAUUAUGGAAUGAAAGAGUAUACGAUAAUGUUGGAACAUUUGAUGAAA
Molecule: messenger RNA, 654 nt
Organism: Racocetra fulgida
Lineage: Eukaryota; Fungi; Glomeromycota; Glomeromycetes; Diversisporales; Gigasporaceae
Source: the annotation of a GenBank genome assembly